Pungitius pungitius (ninespine stickleback) is the source of this 2587-nucleotide messenger RNA. RefSeq names its product POU class 4 homeobox 1 (gene pou4f1). Gene Ontology annotation, molecular function: DNA-binding transcription factor activity, RNA polymerase II-specific; RNA polymerase II cis-regulatory region sequence-specific DNA binding. Gene Ontology annotation, biological process: regulation of transcription by RNA polymerase II. Lineage: Eukaryota; Metazoa; Chordata; Actinopteri; Perciformes; Gasterosteidae. The coding region runs from base 57 to 1178 and encodes 373 amino acids. The record is from RefSeq and is a predicted model, not a curated record. The transcript is spliced from 2 exons.
CCCCUUACCCUUAUACCCUUUCUUCUCGUACACUUUAAUUAGAGAAGCUCGCCAAGAUGAUGUCCAUGAACAGCAAACAGCCGCACUUCGCGAUGCAUCCCUCUUUACCGGAGCACAAGUACACCACUUUGCAUUCCAGCUCGGAAGCUAUAAGGAGAGCCUGUCUACAAACUCCACAGCUCCAGAAUAACAUAUUUGCCAGCCUGGAUGAGACGCUGCUGGCCCGCGCGGAGGCUUUGGCGGCCGUGGACAUCGCCGUGUCCCAGGGCAAGACGCACCCGUUCAAGCCCGAUGCCACCUACCACACGAUGAGCACGGUGCCAUGCUCGUCGGGGUCCACCGUGCCGCUGGCCCAUCACCACCACCACCAUCACCACCACCACCACCAGAACCUGGAGCACCAGGACAUCAUGGACCACAUCACCUCGCCGUCGCUCGCCCUGAUGUCCGGCGGGCACGACGGGUCCGGCGGAGGUGGCGGCGGUGGCGGCGGAGGGGGCGGCGUAGGUGGCGGCGGAGGGCUCAUCGCGCCCUCCUCCGCCCACCCGCACUCGCACAUGCACGGCUUGAGUCACCUCUCCCACCAGGCUAUGAGCAUGAACUCGCCGCUCACCCACCACGGGCUCUUACCGGGCCAUCACGGAGGGGGGCAUGGCGGCCAAGGACUCCCUAACGGCGGACUCCCCUCCAUCAACGACUCGGACACGGACCCAAGGGAGCUGGAGGCUUUCGCGGAGCGCUUCAAGCAGCGGAGGAUCAAGCUGGGGGUGACCCAGGCGGACGUGGGCGGCGCACUGGCUAAUCUCAAAAUCCCCGGCGUGGGCUCCCUGAGCCAAAGUACAAUUUGUCGAUUCGAGUCGUUAACUCUGUCCCACAACAACAUGAUUGCGCUCAAACCGAUCCUCCAGGCCUGGCUGGAGGAGGCCGAGGGGGCCCAGAGGGAGAAAAUGAGCAAACCGGACAUUUUCAAUGGCGGGGAAAAGAAACGUAAGAGGACCUCGAUAGCGGCGCCGGAGAAGAGGUCUUUGGAGGCUUACUUCGCCGUGCAGCCUCGCCCGUCGUCCGAGAAAAUAGCGGCAAUAGCUGAAAAGUUGGACCUGAAAAAAAAUGUCGUGCGAGUGUGGUUUUGCAACCAAAGACAGAAGCAGAAGCGGUUGAAAUUUUCCGCAGCUCACUGACGGGCAAACAAAAAGGAAAAGAAAAUGACAAGGUGAAAAACAACAAAAAGUUGUGUGACUGAAUUUGGGGACCAAGGGACACUUAAGACACCAAUUUUCAGUCUUUUGUCUAGCGAUUUUACACGUUGGUGCACAAUGGGUUUUAGAUACCCAUUUUACGAGGCUUCAUAUAUCUUGUUUAUUUUCACGUUAUCGGUGAAUGUGAAGUAUGCAAAUAACAGAUUACACAAAUUUCGCUCCGUUGUCACGAGAGGGAAGUUUCGCGGGGAAAACAUUGCCUUUUAACACACGCGGAAAGAGGUAUUUUGCUUCAUACUACAGCGGGUUAUUUUCUCCUAAUAGGACUAUUAUUUGAAGUAUAGCCAUUUACGAAUUACCUCAUUGAUUGUUGAACUGUGUUAUGGGGUUUGAUUUUUUUUUUUCGUCGUUGUUGUUAUAGAAUAAUUCAUGAGUCCGUUCAUUUAUUCAUGUGUUCAUUUAUUCUCUUUUGGAGGCUGCUAUGAACUCAAACUUUUAAUGCGAACGAGAAAAGAAAUAUGUUUAGGCCUGCAUGAAAACCUUCACGGGCAGUAAGCUGGCCUCCACGGGCCGUCACAUCUAGAGAUAUAUUUAUUUUGAAUUUGCACAGAAAAAAAAGACCCUUUAGGUUUAUAGAUCGGUUGUGUUGAAAUGGUUUUGUAUAUACAGACACUUUGUCACUUAUCAGAGGUGAACUCCUGUGUUUUGGAGAUACAUUUAUUAGGGUCCAUCGAAACCAUUGGCAUCGCAAGGAGAUGUUUCCAACAGAUCCAAAGGACACCUGGACGCCUUGUUUGCAGAAGAAGAAGUUUUCCGUCAGGUGUUUCCGUUUGCGGUGCAAAUUCGGUACACUAUGCAUUGGGGAAAGAAUCACUGCGUACAGUAGAGCUGUCUGCUGGUAGACCUCAAUUCUGUGGAUGGUGUGGGUCACUGUUAAAUGCCUGUUUUCACGUUGAGAUCACCACGUUGUUUGUCGUGUUAAUUGUUGCGGAAACGUUGUGUAAGUAAUAUUUUACUUUGUGCCCAAGUAUGUUUACAAAAACUGCGGCGACAUGUGCGUGAUGGAAAAUGUCCCACUGUCUCCUUCCCUCUCUCACAACUUCUCCUCUGUUGUCCUCUUUCUUUCAUCCUGUAAGCCAAAAUUCAACAGGGAGGUGUGUUCCAGCAAUCUUCUAAUAAAUUGAGGAAAGAAAAGAUAUGCUUUACUGGUUGUGAUUGGGCCCACACUGAAAAGGAUUAUGGAGGUUUUAAGGUCAAUUUUGGCGGCGUGCUUAAAGGUAUUUUUGUGGCCAAACUCUCUAUAAAUUGAGACCACGUUUUUUAAAUGUCCGUAUUGUUAUGUUAUUAAAUCACUUUAUUUUGACUUUAUAUAAAAUUGAAUUUUCAUUAAU